Molecule: messenger RNA, 1210 nt
Organism: Cuscuta campestris
Lineage: Eukaryota; Viridiplantae; Streptophyta; Magnoliopsida; Solanales; Convolvulaceae
Source: the annotation of a GenBank genome assembly
UUUUUGAAUUGUUUUGUAAAUAUUUGUGAAUCUCUGAACAUCAAACCUUCCCUUGAUCUCUUCCUUCAUAUGUAUGAUGUCUUGCCCGGGACUAGUAACUGCCCGGGCUUUGUUUACUUCCAUUCCCGUGCCAACUCUAGGGGUUUUUUAACCGGUCUCCCCCCUAGCCACAAGAAAUGGAAACAAAGAUUUGUUUUCAUUGAAUUUCUCCCUGACCAAUUUCCCCUCUCUAACCGUGAGUGGGCUGACCAGGUUAUAAAACCUGAAAGGGUUCACCCUGUGCCCACUAAAGAGCUUGAGGACGCUUGCGAGAAACUUCUCAAGGGUGAUCCUUCGACCGGGAAACCUUAUGCUUAUGGGGGCUGGGUGUACCGGUUGUCCAACCCGGAUGGGGGUAUGUCUGCGACCCAUGACGCAGAAGAUGACCGGGCCAACUCCCCGGAUGGUCAUGCUGAGGGCAGUUCUCCUCAUCCAGCCACCCAUCUCUCUGAAAAUGACCGGGUCCCUUCUCCUAAGAAGGAUGUCAAGGCCAAAGGAAAGGAGACCGGUCAUUCUUCCUCUCACAAAAGGAAGGGUUCCCACAAGACUUCCAAGGGAGAAAAGAAGAAGAAGGUCAGGCUAUCAGAUUUGAAGGGGGAAUCCAUCGAAGUUGGAGUUCUAUCCGAAGAAGUUGGCCGGUCACUCCUGGAGUCCAAGGACCAGGUCUCCGAACUCACCCUCCUUCUUGAUUCUGCCAAGUUGGAGAUCAAUGACCGGGUCGAAAGGGAGAAGAGACUUGAAGAGGAGCUGAAGGAAGAGAGGGCCAGGCUAGACGAGGAAAGAGCCAAGCUGGUGGAGGAGAAGAGAAAGGUGGCUGAGCUUGAGGAAGCUUUGGGACAGGCCGAAGAAUCUGCCCGAGCAAAGGAGCAAUCUUUUCCCGAUGAUGCUGCGACUUGGGCCGCCUGCCAUCACACUGAAGUUGCCCGGUCCAUUCUCAUCAAGUACUAUGGACUUUUUCAAGACCAUGUACAAGGAACCGGAAGGCAAGAGGAUGAUAACUGAGAUCGGGUCAUACGGCUUCCAGUGUGGCCAGAAGGAUGAGAGGUCCCUUCUCUAUGCCAGACUCCAGAAGAGGGACCCUUCGUUUGACCCGGCCAAGAUGAAGCUUCCUCCUUUGUACCAGGAAGAGCCAGCCCCCCCCUUUCCCUUUACAGUAGGUUAGGGUAGUUUU